Molecule: messenger RNA, 1986 nt
Organism: Nematostella vectensis (starlet sea anemone)
Lineage: Eukaryota; Metazoa; Cnidaria; Anthozoa; Actiniaria; Edwardsiidae
Product: zinc finger protein 501-like
Exons: 2
Coding region: 265-1581 (438 amino acids)
Biological process (GO): regulation of transcription by RNA polymerase II
Molecular function (GO): RNA polymerase II cis-regulatory region sequence-specific DNA binding; DNA-binding transcription factor activity
Source: RefSeq, a predicted model, not a curated record
AUAAGACGAGAUGAGUUCGACUCCUGUUCACCCUUUUGUUGGUACUAGAGGACGGUUGAUUUUAUUGAUUUUCUUUGUUGAUGCGUCUGAAUCGCGAAAGAGAAAAUGUAAAAGACCGCAGAACAGAAAAAGAAGAAACUGGAGGAAGAGUUGAGUCUCAACCUCUUCGUCGCCGUGAGGUAUCCACAGGAGUCCCGUCUGACAUAUUGGUCAUAAGAGGAAUCCUUGUUGGGCUGCCUGUGUGUUUCAUAAAAAAAGAUCAAAAUGGCGGACGAGUCGCUUGGUGAGAAGGAAGUGAUUUUGGGAGAUAAAAUGGGAGAUAAGAGUCGAGGGAAAAUAAUGCCAGAGAAGAAACAUUUAAAGCAACCUUUGAAUCAAAGCCAAGAUUUCAUCUGCAAGCAUGAAAUGAAAGUUGAACCAAAACUAUUUGAUUUGAAAAAGAUUGCAGAGGAAGUAUCAAAAGCACUGAAUUUAUCUGAGAAAGCAUACAAAUGUGAUGAAUGCGGUAAGUGCUUUACCCGGCGUGCAUACCUUAGGGCACACGCCAUUAUUCACUCGGGACAAAAUCCAUACAAGUGUAAUGAAUGUGGCAAGUGCUAUAACCUAUCAAGUUCCCUGAAGAGACACCUAAGGACUCACUCAGAACAGAAUCCAUACAAAUGUGAUGUAUGUGGCAAGUGCUUUACCUAUUCUGGAGCCCUGAAAACACAUCUAAGGAUACACACAGGACAGAAACCAUACGAAUGUCAUGAAUGUGGCAAGUGCUUUACCCAUUCUGGAGCCCUGAAUUCACACCUAAGGAUUCACUCAGGACAGAAACCAUACAAAUGUGAUGAAUGUGGCAAGUGCUUUAGACAAUCAGGAGUCCUGACAACACAUCUAAGGAUUCACUCAGGACAGAAACCAUACAAAUGUCAUGAAUGUGGCAAGUGCUUUACCCAUUCUGGAGCCCUGAAUUCACACCUAAGGAUUCACACAGGACAGAAACCAUACAAAUGUGAUGAAUGUGACAAGUGCUUUUCUGAAGCUGGAAGCUUGAGGAAACACGUACUGAUUCACUCAGGACAUAAACCAUACAAAUGUGAUGAAUGUGGCAAGUGCUUUAACCAAUUUGGAAACUUAAAAACACACCUGAAGGCACACCUAAUAAUGCACUCAGGACAAAAACCAUACAAAUGUGAUGUGUGUGAUAAGGGCUUUACCCGACAUGCAGGACUGAAGUCACACCUAAGGAUUCACUCAGGACAGAAACCAUACAAAUGUGAUGAAUGUGGCAAGUGCUUUAACCAAUCUGGGACCUUGAAGACGCACCUAAUGAUUCACUCAGGACAGAAACCAUACAAAUGUGAUGAAUGUGGCAAGUGCUUUACCGUAAAAUCAAACCUGAAGACACACCUGAUGAUUCACUCAGGAAGGAAACCAUACAAAUGUUAUGAAUGUGGCAAGUGCUUUUCCAGACAUAGGUACCUGAAGACGCACCUAAUGAUUCACUCAGGACAGAAACCAUACAAAUGUGAUGAGUGUGGCAAGUGCUUUACCCGAUCUGGAUCCUUGAAAACACAUGUAAAAACACAUGCAUAACUACAAAGGUACCCCAAGCUUACUGUGUGUAUGAAUAAAUUAUAAUGGUUCACGUUUAGUUGUGUGUGUCAUGGUUUACAGUAAACGUAUGGGCUUGAAAUAAGCUUUACUACGAAAUAAAGUCGUAAAACUCUCAAAAAUAUUUUGACCUGACAGAGGAGUCAGGUCUGGGUGAAGUUUUAAGCCAUUUGGGCCGGUAUUUCGAGAGUUACGUUGUUCUAUUUCCCCUUGUACAUACAUUUCACUCUCUUAUUUACACAGUGAGCUUGGGUUACCUGUAAUAACUAAUGAUUUACUAAGAAUGGUCAAUACACAGGCUUCAGAUCUUUUUAAUGUUGCAAGGGAUUUUACCGAUCUUGUAGCCUUUGUGUGUGUCAUUAUAGAGGUAUAAAACACAACAAAUGA